Rhizopus microsporus ATCC 52813 is the source of this 225-nucleotide messenger RNA. RefSeq lists its product as uncharacterized. Gene Ontology annotation, biological process: regulation of transcription by RNA polymerase II. Gene Ontology annotation, molecular function: DNA-binding transcription factor activity, RNA polymerase II-specific; RNA polymerase II cis-regulatory region sequence-specific DNA binding; protein dimerization activity. The record is from RefSeq and is a predicted model, not a curated record. The annotation marks the transcript as partial. The transcript has a single exon. Lineage: Eukaryota; Fungi; Mucoromycota; Mucoromycetes; Mucorales; Rhizopodaceae.
AAUCGAAGUACACUUGGGGAAGAUGAAAAAAGAGAGAAUCAUGUGGCAUCUGAGCAAAAGAGACGAAAUCUAAUUAAAUCACGGUUUAAGGAAUUGACUGAUCUUGUUCCCUCUCUAAGAGAUUCUAAUCAACCAAAAAGUGCCGUUCUUUUUAAAGCAGUAGAAUAUAUAAAACAUUUGGAAAAGAGAAAUAAGCAUCUCCGUGAAAAGCUAGAGUCAUUACAG